AUGCCCUCCGUGCCAUGGGGACUCAGACUCUUUUCUACACACCGUCGCCGCCCUCCCACGCCCCGAGCGCGCGUGGCUGCCACGAGAUUGACACCCAAUCACAUCAGGGGGGCCUUCCCCUCCUGCCCGUCCUCCAGCCCGCCCUGGCUCGGCCAUGAUGUACCCGGGGCACCAGGCUCCCCAGCUCCGCCUGGGGUGGUGGGGCUGGAGGAGGGGAUCUGCUGCCCCGGCUCGGCCCCACUCCUGUCCCCCUGUGUCUGUCUCCCAUGGGAAGGCAGCCUCAGCCCGGCGGGACCUCUCCUCCAACUACCAGGCCACCGUGGUCACCAUGGGUGUGACAUGCUGCUUUUUUUAGUUUUAUUUUUUUACGAAAAGAACCAGUGUCAAUCCACAGACCCUUCGAGAGCCCCGGCCGGCCGGGCGCAGCCAGCAGCCCCCGUCCCCAGGCUCCGUGGGGAGGGGAGCCCAGCGCAGACAGGACCCCGCCCCACCAAAGGGUUCACCUCACAGUUGAAUGUACAACCCACCCUAUCUGAAGACACCCCCCCCCCCCCCCCCGCCUCAGCUGCAGCCUCCUCUGCUGGCUGGCCCCUCCACCGAAAGUGGGGGCCAGUGGCCCAGAGGGGAGGUCACUGCGUGCCAGCAGGCUGUCGGGACCUCAAGGAUGUGUUAUGGAAGGCGUCCUUUACCCUUGACUUAGGCCUGAGUAUUCACACCACACACGCUCCAGUCCCUACCACCAUGAUGGCAUUUUGGUCCCUCCUUUUCUGGGAAGAGACCUUGCAGGGACCUCCUUUCCCCACCCCUUCGCCCCCCAAAAGGAAAGUAAAGCAAAAUAAACGAGGAAACAUGUUUCAGCACAGGCAGUUUUCUUCUUCUGCCCCCUCAAUCCCAGCACCCAACCUCUCAGAAGCUGGCGCUUGGGCUGGGGCUGCCCUCCGCGCCCUGGGGGCUUCAUGGGGGGGGAGAGGGCACAGGCUGGGCCCCGUCCUCCGCAAAGGCUGUGUCGCUGCUCAGGCCUCCCCAGAAGUCUCCUGCUCGGCUGUGUUGCCCCUGCCUUUAUAA
Messenger RNA from Perognathus longimembris pacificus (Pacific pocket mouse), 1065 nucleotides. RefSeq lists its product as uncharacterized. Lineage: Eukaryota; Metazoa; Chordata; Mammalia; Rodentia; Heteromyidae. The record is from RefSeq and is a predicted model, not a curated record. The transcript is spliced from 2 exons. The coding region runs from base 1 to 1065 and encodes 354 amino acids.